Lates calcarifer (barramundi perch) is the source of this 6941-nucleotide messenger RNA. It is a transcript of the gene ubr2, whose product is annotated as ubiquitin protein ligase E3 component n-recognin 2. Lineage: Eukaryota; Metazoa; Chordata; Actinopteri; Centropomidae. Gene Ontology annotation, biological process: ubiquitin-dependent protein catabolic process via the N-end rule pathway. Gene Ontology annotation, molecular function: ubiquitin protein ligase activity; zinc ion binding. The transcript is spliced from 46 exons. Gene Ontology annotation, cellular component: cytoplasm; ubiquitin ligase complex. Bases 52 to 5331 code for a protein of 1759 amino acids. The record is from RefSeq and is a predicted model, not a curated record.
AUUUCCAGUUCCGGUUCUUCUUGCAGUAGCCACAGAGUAGAGGGAGGAAAGAUGGCGGCAGCCGAGUCCGACGGAGAUCCACCGUCCGCUUCACGUUCGGAAUUCCUGAAUUUCUCCGCCAAAGACACCGCGUCGCGGUGGCUGGCAGCAGCCGACCUGCAGCAGGAGGUGUACCGUCACCUGGCAGUGUAUGUACCCAGAAUCCUUUGUCUGGGUCCGAGUGGGGGCAGCGGCAGCAGGGAGGAGCAGAGGGAGGAGCAGAGGGAGGAGCUGGCCUGUCAGCUGCUCCUCCUGGCUCCUAUGGAGUGGCUCCUGCUGGGGGAGGAGCCGGCGGCCGGCCUGGCUCAGCUGCAGGAGAACAACCAGCCGUCACCGCUGUGUGGACACGUGUUCAAGGUCGGGGAGCCCACCUACUCCUGCAGGGAGUGUGCGGCCGAUCCAACAUGUGUUCUGUGUAUGCAGUGUUUCCUAGGCAGUGUUCACAAAGAGCAUCGAUACAGGAUGACCACAUCAGGAGGUGGAGGUUUCUGUGACUGUGGAGAUGCUGAAGCCUGGAAGAAGGGUCCUUACUGCCAGAAACACACACCGACCGACAACAGCAGAGACACAGAGGAGGACCCCGUAGCUCAGCUCCCCGCUGACAUGGUGGCCCGUGGUUACAGCAUCUUCUCCAUAGUCCUGAAGUACGCUGUGGAUCUGCUGACCUGGGAUCAGGAGGAGCAGCUACCUGCAGGACUGGAGCCACUGGAGAGAGGAGACACCUACUACUGCAUGUUGUUUAAUGAUGAAGUCCACACCUAUGAACAGGUGAUCUACACUCUGCAGAAAGCUGUCAACUGCAGCCAGAAAGAAGCUGUCAGCUUCGCCACCACUGUCGACAGAGACGGCAGGAAGUCAGUUCGAUACGGAGAUUUCCAGUUCUGUGAUCAGGCCAAGUCAGUGAUAGUGAGGAACACCAGCCGUCAGUCGAAGCCUCUCCGGGUUCAAGUGAUGCACUCGUCUGUUGUAGCUCAUCAGUGUUUCGCUCUGAAGGCUCUGAGUUGGUUGGGACAAAUCAUUCAGUACUCUGAUGGACUUAGGAGGAUCCUGUGUCAGGUGGGACUCCAGAAAGGUGCAGAGGGAGAAAACUCCUCUCUGGUCGACCGACUGAUGCUCAACGACUCCAAGAUGUGGAAAGGAGCGAGGAACAUCUACCACCAGCUGCUGAUGAACAGUCUCCUCAUGGACCUCAAGUACAAGAAGAUCUUUGCCAUCCAGUUUGCCAAGAGUUAUGAACGAUUGCAGAGCGACUACGUGAAAGACGACCACGACCGUGAGUUCUCCAUCACUGACCUGUCAGUACAAAUAUUCACCGUCCCGUCGCUGGCCCGGAUGCUGAUGGUGGAGGAGAACUUGAUGACCACCAUCAUCAGGACGUUUGUGGAUCACCUUCGUCAUAGAGACCUGCAGGGACGCUUCCAGUUUGACCGCUACACCGCCCAGCAGGCCUUCAAGUUCGGACGAGUCCAGAGCCUCAUUGGCGACCUGAAGUACGUCCUGAUCAGUCGUCCCUCUGAGUGGAGCGAUCAGCUCAGGAUGAAGUUUCUAGAAGGUUUGGACGCGUUUCUGGAGCUGCUCAAGUGUAUGCAGGGUAUGGACCCGGUGGUGAGACAGGUGGGGCAGCACAUAGAGAUGGAGCCUGAGUGGGAGGCAGCGUUCACUCUGCAGAUGAAACUGACUCACAUCAUCUCCAUGAUCCAGGAGUGGUGCUCUGCUGAUGAGUGUGUGUUGAUCGAGGCUUACAGGAAGUGUCUGGGCGCGCUCAGUCACUGUUACAGUGGCCUCCCAGACGGUGAGCAGCCAAUCAGUUUGAGCCUGGCCGGUCACAGCGUGGAGACGUUCAGGUACCAGGUGUCUCAGGACAAGGUGUCCAUACACCUGCCGGUCUGCAGGCUGCUGGCAGGGCUCCAUGUUCUCCUCAGCAGGACUGAAGUGGCCUCUCGUUUCCCUGAGCAGCUUCCUCUGGGUGAACUCAGCCCCCCCCUCCUGAUCGAACUCCCCCUCCGCUGCCUGGUGCUCUGUGCACAGGUGCAUGCCGGGAUGUGGAGGAGGAACGGCUUUUCCCUGAUCAACCAGAUUUAUUAUUACCACAAUGUGAAGUGCAGAGUGGAGAUGUUCGACAAAGACAUCAUCAUGCUGCAGGCGGGGGCAUCCAUGAUGGAUCCAAACCACUUCCUGAUGAUUGUUCUGAGUCGAUUCGAACUGUUUCACAUUUUCAGCUCUGCAGACGUCAGGAAGAGAUACAGAGAGGCCAACAAGGAUGUGGUCCAGCAGAACAACACUCUGAUUGAAGAGAUGCUUCACCUCAUCAUCAUGGUCGUUGGUGAGCGGUACGUGGCAGGUGUCGGACAGGUGGAGCCGUUUGACGAAGUCAGAAGAGAAAUUAUCCACCAGCUGUCGAUCAGACCAAUGGCUCACAGUGAGCUCGUGAAGGCUCUACCUGAGAAUGGGAAUAAGGAGACAGGUCUGGAGAGAGUCAUCGACACCGUGGCUUCAUUCAAGAAGCCAGGUGUGACAGGUCGGGGUUUGUAUGAACUGCGUCCUGAGUGGAACAAAUACUUCAACCUGUACUUCCAUCACUACAGCAGAGCUGACCAGUCCAAGGCUGAGGAGGCUCAGAGGAAGCUGAGGAGACAGAACGGAGAGGACACAGCCCUGCCCCCCCCCCUCCUUCCCCCCCUCUGUCCUCUGUUUGCCAGCCUGGUGAACCUGCUGCAGUGUGACGUGCUGCUGGCUGUAGAGGGGGCUGUGCUACAGUGGGCUGUGGAGCCCAGUGGAGGGGGCUGGACCGAGUCCAUGCUGCAGAGGGUGCUCCACCUGGUGGGCAUGGCUCUGCUGGAGGAGCAGCAGCAGCUAGAGAACAGCAGUGGAGAUGAUGACGUCACCUUCAACUACACCUGCAAGAUCACACGUCCAGGUGAAGCUCCCAGUACCUCAGGAAGUGUCCUGGCCUUGUUGGAGAGUCUGCAGAAUGCUCCUCACCUGGAGGUCCACAAAGACAUGAUCACCUGGAUCCUCAAGAUGGUGACAAACAUCAAAACGAUGAGAGAACGAACGUCGUCCACGUCCACCAUCACCAUCAGCCCAGGACAAGGACCAGAGGAGACGGUGAGAGAUAAAGACAAGGCAGAGAGGAAGAGGAAGGCGGAAAUGGCUCGACUCCGUAGAGAGAAGAUCAUGGCUCAGAUGUCGGAGAUGCAGAAACAUUUCAUCAACGAGAACAAAGAACUAUUUCAGCAGAGUCUGGAGGAGCUGGAGGCCUCAACAUCUGCCACUGCAGAGAACAGUCCUUCCAGUUCGGUGCCCACCUGUGUUUCUCAGGUGUGUGUUGGGCCCAGGAGGGUGGGCAGAGCUGAGCGUCGUCAGCUUGUGACUUGUAUCCUGUGUCAGGAAGAGCAGGAGGUCAGAGGUCACGGCAGAGCCAUGGUGCUGGCAGCAUUUGUCCAGAGGUCGACCGUUUUGUCCAAAAACCGGCGUCGCAACCUGCCUGACCCAGAGCGGCAUGACCCUCUGUUCAUGCACCCUGACCUGUCUCUGGGGAUCCAUACAGCCAGCUGUGGACACAUCAUGCACGCCACCUGCUGGCAGAGGUACUUUGAGGCGGUGCAGCUGAAGGAGCAGCGGCGUCAGCAGCGUCUCCGAGGUCACACCAGCUACGACGUAGAGAACGGAGAGUUUCUGUGUCCGCUCUGUGAGUGUCUGAGCAACACUGUGAUCCCUCUGCUGCCGCACACACCUUCACCUGACCACAGUGUCAAUCAUUCCUGUCUGGAGGAGUGGCUUGAGACAACCAAUCAGCAGAUAGCAUUGCUACACUCUGCCAACAAGAAGCAGUCUGAUGGUGCAGCAGGGGGGGCGGAGCCUGUCGUUCCUGAAGGAUUCAGAGUGGAUUUCACUCCACAGAACCCGUUCUCUAGCAGCAUCAGUGAGAUGAUCACCACCUUCAGCAUGUCCACCUACAAGGUCGGACUGAAGGUGAAUCCUAAUGAGCAGGACCACCGAGUCCCGGUGCUGAGCUGGUCCACCUGCGCCUACACCAUCCAGAGCAUAGAGCGCUUCCUGAUGGACGAGGAGAAGCCACUGUUUGGAAGUUUACCUUGCCGACAGGACGACUGUCUGAGCUCCCUCACCAGAUUCAGUUCAGCCUGUUGGACAGCAGCUCCACUGAAAACAGUUCACACACACUUCUUCAGACUGUUUGCAGCUCUGGUUCCAGACUCGCAGGUGGAAAACACUCCGUGUAUCCUCGACAUCGACAUGUUUCACCUGCUGGUUUACAGUGUGUUGUCCUACAGCUCGGUUCACAGUCUGCACCAAUCAGGAAGCAGCAUGGUUGACUCAGCCCACCUCCACCUCCUUCACCUGGUCACUGUAGCUCACCUGGUUCAGAUUCUGCUCACCUCCACCACAGAGGAGGUGUGUAUGGAUCAAGACAGUGGAGGAUCAGAGGAGGAGGAGCUCACCUGUCAGCUCUAUGACACACUGAGGAAACACCUGGGCGGUGUGUUACCUGAAGUGUCCUCUGGGUGGCAGUUGUGGCGUUGUGUGAAAGCCGGUGUCCUGCCAUUCCUCCGAGCAGCCACCCUCUUCUUCCACUACCUGAACUCUACAGCGCCGCCUGCUGACCUGCUGGUUGCAGGUCCUGGUCAGUGGGAGGCGCUGUGCAGCUACCUCAGUCUGCCCUCCAACCUGUUGCAGCUUCAUCAGAGCCAACACACACAGCUUGAGCCGCUCAUACACAGGUGGUGUCGUCAUCCAGGUGUGACACAGACGCUGCAGGGGGGUGGAGUCAUUGUCAGGUUCCCCAGAGAGUCGAACAGACUGAUCGAGCUGCCGGAGGAUUACAGUGUCCUGAUCAACCAGGCGUCGAGCUUCACGUGUCCACGGUCAGGUGGAGACAAGUCUCGUGCUCCAACUCUGUGCCUGGUGUGUGGCUCCAUGUUGUGUUCUCAGAGUUACUGCUGUCAGACUGAGGUGGACGGAGAGGACGUCGGUGCCUGCACCGCCCACACCUUCACCUGUGGAGCCGGCCUCGGACUCUUCCUCAGGGUCAGAGAGAGUCAGGUGUUGUUUGUCGCAGGUAAGACAAAGGGCUGUUUCUAUCCUCCUCCUUAUCUGGACGACUAUGGAGAAACUGACCAGGGACUGAAGCGGGGGAACCCCCUCCACCUGUGUUCAGAGCGUUACAGGAAGAUUGAGCGUCUGUGGCGGCAGCACGGCAUCGCUGAAGUCAUAGGUCACGCUCAGGAGGCCAAUCAGACACUGGUUGCCAUCGACUGGCAGCACCUGUGAUGUUUGGCUCGGCCCUGCCCUCGCGCUCCGAAAGAUGGCCAGCAUUUGGCUCUUGGCAUUUACCCCGCCCCCUUUUCAAUAACGAACCAAUCAGCUUCCUGCAACCUAGUGCUGAGCUCAGAUCAGCUUUCAGGGAUUUUUUUUUUUUCAGGAUGUUUGGUUUCUGUCUGACCUCUGACCUCUCCAGGUGUUAGUCCACCAAUCAGAGAGAGGAGAAACACUGACUCCAGGAGAGUUUAGAUGUUUUAGUUCCUUACUAACUUGUUAACAGAGAGCCCUGCCCCUUUGCUGCUGCUGUUGAUUGACAGGCGGUUUCAGAUAAACCCGAAAAUCAGUUUGACCAUUGACCUGAUGUAAACCUCACCUCAGGUCAUGGAUUCUCACUGCACGAUAGGAAAACAUCACCUGUUUUCUGAGGCUCAUGGGUAAUGUAGUGUCAGAACAUAAACCUGUAGGAACAGUCCAGGUGAGUCACACCUGAGGCCCCGUCACUCUGCAACACAUUCAGAGCUGCAGCAAAGAUCAAUCAAUCAGUCAAUACACAAAAUUAAUCAGCACCAAUUCUGAUAAGCAAUCACUCGACUCAUAACAUUGUGAAGUUCUUUCUCCAAAUUCUCGCAUUCACACGACAUUUUAUGUUUGUGGUGUUUUCCCUCGUCAGGUUUCAGUUUCGUCUCAUGACAUUCACAUUAACACCUGGAACCUGGAAACCACCUGGAAAUGACAACCUGACCCCAGGCGUUUCCACAUAAACAACAAAUCAGUUUUAUUCUGAAAGGAUUCAAAUAAACAGGAAGUUAAAAAACACUGACAAGAGCCACAUCAAUUGAUUAUUUCUUUAUUGAUUAAUCUUCUGAUUAUUUUCUAUUAAUUGAUUGGUCUUUAAAACAAUGUAAGAUAAUCAAUCACAAAAUGACUUCAGUGAUAAAUUGAUUAUUAAAAUAGCUGAUGAUUGAUCUGAUGAUUGAUCUGAUUGGAUCAAUUGAUCCAAUACAAUGAGUCAGAUCAGAUUCACAUGUGAAUAUUUGGCCUCAAUUUUUAAAACAACUGCUGAUUAGCUUUAUCAGGUGAUUGAUUGAUUGAUUAACCGAUGCAGCUUUAGUUAGAAUUUAAUCUCCUGGAUUUUUCAGUCUCCAUGAUGACAGAUUCCCUGAGUUCAGUUUUAGUAAAAACAGAAACAUUAAUGAUCAUAGAAACGUUAGAGUCGGAGCUUCAGCCAAGUAUUGAUCAGUUACAACAUAUCAAACCACAUAUCAGAGCUGCAUAUUGAUUAGGAAUGAACGACUGAUCCCAGAUCAGUUUUUUACUUUAGUUUUGUUGUUUUAAGGUUUUAUUUAAAGAGACUUUGGGUGCGUGUGCUUCAUGUGUGUUUUUUAUGGCUUUGAGUUUGAGCUGAAACGUGAGGUGAAACAUUCAGAAACGUUUUGAUGAACAAACGUUGGAGAUGUUUACGUUUUUUUAUCACAGGUUUCCUGAAGGUGUCGACGGCUCAUCGCCUCCUCACUGCUUCAUUUAUCACUUCUGACUUGUUAAUAUGUGAAUUCUUGUAUAAAUGAGGAAAUGUACAAUAUUGUAUAAGAAUUACAAAAUCAAUAAAAACUUUAAAAGAA